Molecule: messenger RNA, 637 nt
Organism: Ciona intestinalis (vase tunicate)
Lineage: Eukaryota; Metazoa; Chordata; Ascidiacea; Phlebobranchia; Cionidae
Source: RefSeq, a predicted model, not a curated record
UAUUGCGAAACCACAGUAAUAUAACUUGAAGUAACAAUAGUUUUGAAAUCCCAUCUAUUCAAUCUGAAGUAAAUAUAAACUGGACUCGAAUAAUGUUCUGGGCAAUCUCUGCUUUCGAAGCUAGAAUCAAAGAUGAAUUGGAAAUUGUUGUUCGUUGUUUGUUUGAUGAUGAUGAUCAUCAACUCAGAUGCGUGGAGAAGACGACGAAGACGACGAAGACGAAGGAGUUCUCGUCGUCGGUGGAGGGUGGUUGUGAAGUGGGCUGGCCAUGCGUAUCGUGUGGUUAAAUGUGCGACGGGCGACAUGUCCAACCUACAAACUUUACGUCAACUCAAAGACGAGGACACGGAUUCUUACAACAAGGCAUUGAAGGAAAUGAAAAGUGAUCUGACCAACAAAGUUGGAUCCGACGAAGCUGAAAAAAUGUUGACACAAAUGGACCAAUUCCUUUCUGACAAAACCAUCGAUUUGGAUCAAGCAUUCGACCAUGACGAAACCGACGAAAUCGAAGAAUCGAAAACAGAGGAGGAAAUGCUGGGAGCAAGUGACAACAAAUAAAUUGUAAAGUGAAAUAUUUUUACUGAUACCGUUGGAAUGGCUUCUUGUUUUAAAAUAAAAAAAUGUGCGCACAAAAACG